Messenger RNA from Nothoprocta perdicaria, 2016 nucleotides. It is a transcript of the gene STRA6, whose product is annotated as stimulated by retinoic acid 6. The transcript has 17 exons. Bases 1 to 2016 code for a protein of 671 amino acids. NCBI's taxonomy places the organism in Eukaryota, Metazoa, Chordata, Aves, Tinamiformes, Tinamidae. Gene Ontology annotation, molecular function: signaling receptor activity; retinol transmembrane transporter activity. The record is from RefSeq and is a predicted model, not a curated record. Gene Ontology annotation, biological process: vitamin A import into cell. Gene Ontology annotation, cellular component: plasma membrane.
AUGGAAGGCAACGGCUCUGCGGGCGCGCGCAGCUCCCUGACGGAUCAGGACUUUGCCGACGCCGACCUCGUCUCGGACUGGUACAUCUAUGAAAGCGUGGAGCCGGCCGCGCCGCAGGACGACAUGUUUCCCAGUGCCAUCCCGGACUGCGACCCCACCAUUUCCCCCAGGCUCUAUCACACCUGCAUGGCGCCCGUCUCCCUGGCCGUGCUCCUCGGCUUGUCCCUGCUGCUGAAGCGCAAGCGCCUCUACCCGGGCUGCUGGAGCGGCGUGCCGGGACUGCUGAGCCCGGCCAGUUUCCUGGAGGAGGACGGUGAGCGGGGGCUGGUGGCCGCCGUCUUCGGCAUCCUCUUCUCCUCCCUGUGUGUGCUGGUGCUGGACGCUGACCCCCUGCCUCUCGUCGCCGCCUCGUCCCAGCACCACCGGGAGUACUGGAAGAUCCUGGCUCUGCUCUACUACCCGGCCUUCUAUUACCCGCUGGCCGCCUGUGCCACGACCAGGCACCGAGCCGGCUACGUCGUAGGUUGUCUGCUCUCCUGGUGCCACUGCGUGGUCCACAUCUGGCAGAAGGUGGAUUGUCCCCAGUCGCCCAAGAUAUAUAGGUACUACUCCACGCUCUCUUACAUCCCACUCAUCAUCUGCCUCGUGGUCUUAAGCCUUUGGUACCCAGCCCUGCUGCUCCGGAGCUUCACGGGCCAGGAGGAAUCUUCGGAAAAGGAGGUYACGGGCAAAAGCUACUGCAAGAAGUAUCUCCAGGCUCUGCUGUCCAAACAGUCCAGGAAGGGCAGCUCCUGCAAGCUGGACGAGAGCUGCUGGUYGAGGGUGCGCGCGUAUCUGCGCUCCUACAUCUACACUCCGCAGCAAGGUUUCCGCAUCCCGCUGAAGCUCGUCCUGUCGCUGACCACGGCCGUGAUCGCAGUGUACCAGGUCGCCCUGCUGCUCCUGGUGGCCGUGGUGCCCACGCUGCAGAUCGUGCGCGCGGGCAUGACCAAGGACGUGGUGGUGCUGCUGGUCCAGUUCGGCCUCGUGCCCUCGGAGAACCCCGGCGGCAUCCCCGGUGACAUGGAGACRGAGCUCGGCACCGUCAAGCACUACCUGUGGUCGCUGGAAGCGUGUUACAUCUGCUCGCUGGUGCUCUGCUGCCUGCUGACGCUGGCCAUGCUGAUGAGGACGCUGGUGAUGCACAGGAACAACCUGCGGGCUCUGUACCAAGGGGCCGUGCUGGACGUCUUCUACAAAGCCCACAUCCUGCGCCCGUCCCGGCACGCCGUCGUCUGCUGGAUGAGCUUUGCUGGCUUCCAGACUGCCUUUGCCUGCUUGGGUCUCCUCAUCCAGCAAGUGAUUUUCUUCAUCUGCCUGGUGGCUUUCACCUUCUUCUUUGUCAUCCCGCUCCAGUCGGGCACAAACAUGUACCUCUUCAAGGUCCUUCAGAACAUGUGGCCCUUUUGGCUGACCCUCAUCAUCGCUGUGAUUGCGCAAAAUCUGGCAGCUCACUACCAAUUCCUGGAGCAGCAUCCCCUGCGGAAAGAGCUGACCAACAGACGAGCCCUCUACAUUGUCACCUUCUUGCUCUUCCCCAUCAAUGUGCUCGUGGGCGUCCUGGCCGGGCUCUGGAGGAUGAUCAUCUCUGCCCUGUACAACGCCAUCCACUUCUGCCAGCUGGACAUCAGCCUCCUGAACCGCGGCGUGGAAACCUUCGACCCAGGCUACCGCGCUUACUGCCACUAUCUGAAAAUCGAGGUCAGCCAGUCGCACCCGGUGAUGCAGGCGUUCUGCUCGCUGCUGCUGCAGCCAGCGAGGGCCCAGGGCCRCCGGGGGCUCAGCCCCUCCAGUGUGGAAGAGGGCAUCCAGCUGAUGCAGACGGCGAAGACGCCGGCGAGCGGAGCACGCUGGCGGCAGAGCCGGGCGCGCUGGGCGCUGGCCUACACGCUGCUGCACAACCCGGCGCUGGCCGCGUGCCGCAAAGCCGCCCUGCUCGACCCCGCGCCCAACGGCACCCAGCUGAGCCCGCCCUGA